Heterocephalus glaber (naked mole-rat) is the source of this 4021-nucleotide messenger RNA. It is a transcript of the gene Slc10a6, whose product is annotated as solute carrier family 10 member 6. Gene Ontology annotation, cellular component: membrane. Gene Ontology annotation, biological process: bile acid and bile salt transport. Gene Ontology annotation, molecular function: bile acid:sodium symporter activity. NCBI's taxonomy places the organism in Eukaryota, Metazoa, Chordata, Mammalia, Rodentia, Bathyergidae. The record is from RefSeq and is a predicted model, not a curated record.
UUUGAGAAUUUUUGGUAACACUAAAUUUCAAAAGGGAAAGUGACCAAGGUCACCUGACCACAGAGGCUCCUUAAAGCCUCUACGAAUAUUUAGCCCCUAUCCCCAGCUAUCAACACUGAUCACUCAGCAAAUCACAAAAAUUCCUGUUACAUCACCCUCACCAGGAAUGAGGGUGCUUACUAAACUUGAAUUUGUGUAAGGAGGAAGGGCCAUUAGGUGACUCAUAGGGGAUAAAAAGGUCUGCUAUGGGACUUUCUGGCAUUACCAGACAGGAGUAUCUCAUACCUUCUCUUACUAAACAAGUACAUAAAAAAUAAGCCUCUGGGUUCAUCAGAUACAAUCUCACACACGGGUAAAGCACCUGGCUCUCUGCCUCACUCAAGCUGGGAACACAGACCUGUCUGCCUCCAGCUCCGUCCUCGAGGCUUCCUCUCCAGCCAACCACUGAGAGCCGCCAGGCAGAGCUGCUUUCAGAGGGUUUCCCUGGGGUGGUUUGUCCUUUCCUCAAGUAGUUAGAAUGUAUUUACAGUUAAAUCCAGCUGGCAUUUGUAUGCAGCUAAGGUGCCCUGUGCCUUUGGACAUGGAAGAGAAUUUUCUAAUCCAAGACCAGACACUGCAGCAUGCAUUCUCUUGGGAUAGGCUCAGCAUCGGAUAAAGUGUCCCUCAUCCCACAAAUACAAGGCUGGCUGUAGGAAAGAGCGUGGCUCCUGCUGUUUGGAAGUUUAUUUCAGGGAUGGCUAUUGUCCUUGUCUGAUUUCUGUCACCAGAUGGCAGCGCAGUCAGGGCCCCAUGGCGGUGCAUUUGGAGCCUGCUUGGCCUCAGGUUUCAGACUAGGCAGGGUUCCUAGACCUCCAGGUGGCCUGGGGGUCUCCCAAAGAAAGCCACAGCUCUCAGUAGUUAUUUUAGCUUCUUUUCACCAUCUUCUCCUUGCAGGUGUUUAGUUGUUGACUACAGACACAAAUUCUCAUGCAGCAGAAAGAAGAGGCACCCAAGCCAGUUGUGAAGGUCCCUUGAAAUGAUUUCAGUCCCUCCUGACGUUUCCUUAAGCAGCCUCCUUUUGCUUUAAUUUUUUCCACAGCAACACUUAGCUCAUGCUAGGAGGCGUGGCUUUGGCAGAGCUGCCUUGUUUUUUCCGGAGUUAGCUAUUCUCUCCACAUUACCAUGCAUCCUGGCUCUUAAAAUCCUACUGAGUUUGGAGAAAUUAUGUCUUGGCACCCAACCUACUUUCCUGGAACACGGUGUGGGGAUGACGACAGAGCUGGCAGCUCCACUUAACAAUGACAUUGCUGUCUUGUUUCUCCUGAGUGUUCACUUGUGAGUAACAGCAGAAGCGGAAAGCCUUGCUGAGCACAGCUUAUUGUAUGUUUAGGCCUCUGCUCACCGCUUUUAUGAUGGCACCAGUGAAUACAUUGAUCAGAGUAGGAUGAGUCAUCUCUUCAGCCAAUCGUGACUGGAACUUUUCUCCACGGCUGACUUGGCACUAAUCCGAAGUGUGGCAGGAUAGACCUGCCCAGCGUUGUCGCCUUCUCACUGGGAUGCUGUGUGGAGGAGAUGACAGCCAACUACUCCGGCAGCUCUGCCUGCCCUGCCAACAGCUCAGAGGAGGCGCUGCCUGGAACACCAGAGGUGCAUGGGAGCCUGGAACUGGUCUUCACCGUGGUGUCUGCUGUGAUGAUGGCCAUGGUCAUGUUCUCUCUGGGGUGCUCCGUGGACAUGCAGAAGCUCUGGUGGCAUCUCAGGAGACCCUGGGGUGUUGCCGUGGGACUGGUCUGCCAGUUUGGGCUUAUGCCGCUGACAGCCUAUCUCCUGGCCAUCAGCUUCUCUCUGAAGCCAGUCCAAGCGGUCGCUGUCCUCAUCAUGGGGUGCUGCCCUGGGGGGACCAUCUCUAACAUCUUUACCUUCUGGGUGGAUGGAGAUAUGGAUCUCAGCAUCACCAUGACAACCUGUUCCACAGUGGCUGCCCUGGGAAUGAUGCCCCUCUGCCUUUAUCUCUACACCUGGUCCUGGGAUCUGGCCCAGAAUCUCACCAUUCCAUAUCAGAACAUAGGACUUACUCUGCUGUGUCUGACCAUCCCGGUGGCCUUUGGCGUCUUUGUGAACUAUAAGUGGCCAAAACAAUCGAAAAUCAUCCUCAAGGUUGGGGCCAUUGUUGGUGGGCUCCUCCUCCUGGUGGUCACAGUCGCUGGUGUGGUGCUGUCAAAAGAAUUCUGGAAUUCAGAUACCACCCUUCUGACCAUCAGCUUCCUCUUCCCUUUGAUUGGUCACAUCUCCGGCUUCCUGCUGGCUCUCCUUACCCACCAGUCCUGGCAAAGGUGCAGGACGAUUUCCUUAGAAACUGGAGCUCAGAACAUCCAGAUGUGUCUCACCAUGCUCCAGCUAUCGUUCACUGCUGAGCACCUGGUCCAGAUGUUUAACUUUCCACUGGCCUACGGGUUCUUCCAGAUGCUGGAUGGACUUCUCAUUGUUACAGCAUAUCAGGUAUACAAGAAUAUGAAGAACAAACACAGACAGAAGAGCCCAGAUUGUGCAGAAGUCCCCCCUGAGCAGAAACCCAAAGAGACCAGUGCUUUCUUGGAGUGGGAUGAAGCAGCAGCUGUAAACCCUGGGCCAUCAGGGCCAGGAGGUCACCUCGGGGCUCUGGGGCCAAGCAGCCUCCUCACUUCCUGUGGACAGUAUGGACUUACUGGCCACACAGGUCCUCUGCCUUCCAGAGCAGCCAGAAAAGAUGGUGAGAGCUGCUGCCUGGAUCCCCUUGGCAGAGCCUUGUGAAUGUUUUUCUGUGUGGUUUGUGAACUGCAGCAGGAUCACUUUCUGAGAAGGUGUUCUGGCCUUUCAAGGAGCUCUUUGGGGUCAACACAAUAGGGUCACUGCAAGUGUUCCUGCCUUCCUACAGUGGGGAGUGCACAAAAGGGUGGGACCUUCAAUGCCAGAGGCACCCUUCCAGUGGGUGUGCAUGUAGCAAGAGUCAGGACUCAAGGAGACAUGGUCUCCUGUGCAGGGCCAAUUGUUCCUGAGUCCUUGUCACUUCCUGACCCAGAGCAGGUUCUUGGAGCACUUAGGAGAAAAUUGUAGCUCUUACCAAAAUAUGGGGCCCUUUUCUCUAAUGAUUGUUACUUGUAAAGGGGUGGAAUAUCUUUUUUGCUUACAGACAUUGUAGAAGCUUAGAGGGCAGUUAAAGAACAUGUGAGGUCAAAAAGCAAAGGACUGUAUUGUCGGACCCUAGAGAUCGAUGCAUCCACAUGCAUCCUGAUCUACGUGUGCACACACACUGAAUCCUCUGAAGAACAUGAGACUGUUCCUCAGCUGCGCUGCUUGGCAAGGUACCUGGUGACAUUACAGCCUCUGUACACAGAAGUCUGCUGGCCUAGCUCACUCUGUACAGCAGCGGUCACCAUGCAUCGAAGGACUGUACCUCCUCACUCAGCUAUGUUCAUCGACAGCGUGUGGAUGCCACUGUGCAGCUGUGAGCCCCAUGCCCCUCACCAGCACUGCAGCACUUUGUCACCCCCACCUGUCAGAUGUGGCUCACCGCACCCCAGCAGUGCCUGCUCUCCUGCACCUUUGCUGGACCAUGGGAUGGGUACUGACCCGUCUUUCUUAAAACUCAUUUUCAAAAUUAUGUGUGAACCACAGCAUUUAUGGUCUUUGCUCAUUUGUCUACUUUGCCUGCGUUUGGAUUACACUGUUUGGCUUUAUAGAUCUUAACACAUCCUGGGACUGACAAUGCAUUUGUCUCAUGCGUUGUCAAGACUUUACUGUCUUUUAUCUUUUGUUUUUCUGUAAUGUAAACAGUUUUAUAUUUUUACAUAUUCAACUUUAUUAGUCUUUUAAAGUGUUUAAAAAUACUAAAUGUUAGAAUAUUGAUAUUUUUUGUGAAAAUGUACUUGGCUCCUUUUCGGGGAGCCCAUUUGGGGACAUGUUUAUUCACUGUGGUGUGUUUGUCUUCCUGUUGGUGAAUUGAUCCUGUAGUAGGUAAACCCACCUUUCUCUAUGCUGACAUCAUUAAAGAUACUUUCCCCUA